Messenger RNA from Entamoeba dispar SAW760, 1719 nucleotides. RefSeq lists its product as uncharacterized. NCBI's taxonomy places the organism in Eukaryota, Evosea, Mastigamoebida, Endamoebidae. The transcript is spliced from 2 exons. The coding region runs from base 1 to 1719 and encodes 572 amino acids. The record is from RefSeq and is a predicted model, not a curated record.
AUGUCAGAGAAGGACAAAAAGGGACAAUUAAAGAAAUUACAAAGGAAUUGUAAGAAGUUUGAAAAAGCACUUGGAGAAUGUAAAGUUGAAAGGUCACAUUCAAGUUCAAAUAUAAAAGGAUUAGAUAAAGUAGAACAUUAUUUAAAAAAAUUUAAUCAAUUAAUGCUAGAACAAAAUAAUAGUGAAAUAACAUUUUCAUGUGAAUUAAUAAAUGAAAUUAUUUCAUUAUGGGCAAGUAUUGUAGAAUAUCUUAUUAGAUUACCAAAAAAUAAUUUAAUGCCAGAACUCUUUAUUGUAAUUGUUAGGAUAAUGAAUAUUAAUCAAAUACAACCAUUAACAUUAGCUGAUUUUCCCGCUCCAGAUGAAGUACCACAACAAACAGAAAAGUUAUUAGAUGCAUAUUAUAAUGCAUUAGCAAAGACAGCACUUUAUUUAUUGUUAUCACUUAAUAUAUCUGAUGAAAUAACUCAAUAUGAAAAGAAAGAUAAAAAUACUUUUCAAUUUUCUACAACAAUAAAACCUCUUCCAGCAGAUUAUUAUGAAGAAGCAGCUAGAUUAUUUGUAUUAAUUUCAAUAAGAAUACCUGAUUUAUAUGAAGGGAUAUUAGAAACAUUAAAUUAUUUAAACGGAGGAAAAAUAGGAGAAAAAGGUGGAAUUAUAUUAACAGAAGAAUUAAAAGAAAAUUAUCCAUUAUUUAAGAAAUGGGAAAGUUAUUCAAAUUAUAUUUCAUCUAAAAGUUCUCAUGCAGAAAAAUUAAACAAUGCAAUUUCAUCAAUGGAUAAUAAAUGGCUUAUUCAUUUUGAAGCAAGAAGUGGUUUUGCUGUAGAAUAUAUUAGAUGUUGGGGAGAAUAUAUAAGAAAAGAAAUUAUAAGUAAUAUCAAAGAAUAUCCAGGAUAUUUAUUAUUUAGCAAUGAACUAAUGAAUAUUUUUGAAAUUCCAAGUGAAGAAUUAAUAACACCUAUUUAUAUUAUUGCAGAAGCAUAUGGGUCAUUUAGUUGUAUUGAUAUUGAAAUAUAUAAAAAAGUUAUUACAGAAAAAAUUAAAAAAACUAAUUUAUAUGAUAUUGAUGGAAUGGGUGAACUUUUGAUUAUUGAACAUUUCAUUUAUACAUACUUUGGACAUGAAGGUAUUAUUUUAGAUUGUUUUGAUUUUAGUUUAUUUGAAUCAAUUCAUUCUUGUAUUAUUGCUUCUGAUAGUUAUGCAUUAAUAUGUUUAACUAUUAGUAUGAUUUAUCAAGUCAUCCCUAUUCUUCCAUGUGAAUUAAGGAAGAAAGUAAUAUUCAAUUUUGUUUUAUCUCAUAAAUUAUUUAAUACAUUAUUCUGUCAUUGGAACCAUUACGUUAGAAUGUUUUUCCAAGAACUAUUGUUAUAUCGAUGCACUGUAUCUCCUUCAAGAAAUAGAAUUAAAAAACAUUCACUCCUCCCAAAAGAAAUGGAUAUUUACAAAAGAAUUUCAACAAAAGAAAUAGAUAUGAUUAAAGAAGACCAAAAAAUUAUUGAUAAAAUUGAUUCACGUAUUUCUUCUAUUAAAAAAGUCAAAGAAAAAGGAUUUGAAAAUGAUGAAGAUAAGAAAAAAUCAAUUUAUAUUGUUCCAUCACUUCAAGAUUAUGAAAUAGAAAAGAGUGAUUAUAAACAAUGGGAACAAACUAAUUCUGAUGAGCCAUUAUAUCAAAUAUUAGAAAUGACUCGUUUAAACAAAUUAGAUCAAAAUACUAUUUAA